AUGCCCACCUACAAAAUUUCAUCACGAAACUAUGUUCUUGAGCUAAAGCUUCUCUCCCCAAUGCAGAAUUUGAAAAUUACGUUUACAUCUCCUGCAGCUGAUAUUUCGACUUUCCCCAUAGAUCUCCAGGAUUUUAUCCAUGCCCUGUUUGCCGGAUCCUCUCAUGUGGCGUUUUUAGCCUUGACCCUUGCAACCUCGUGGUUGUUUCUGGCCCUGUUGAUGAAAUUCCCUAUCGGUUUCCAGGUCAAGAAUCGUACAGUUAACUUUAAUCAUAUUCCGGACCUUCAUCUCAGACGCUGUCGAGUUUUUGACGAGCUUGAUGCCACCCACUUUCAGGGUCUGGUUGUGUUCGUUGCCGGUGUAGGCUUUUUCACGGAUGGAUAUGAUAUUUUCGCAGUGGGGAUCAUAAUCCCCAUGCUUUCUCAUGUCUACUGGCAUGGAGCGAUGCCCGCAACAAUCGAAACUGCAAUGCGCGCUGCCACCCUCGUUGGAACCAUUAUUGGCCAAUAUGCAUUCGGUGUUCUGGCGGACCUUUAUGGUCGGCGCAAAAUGUACGGGCUUGAACUGCUCGUUGUUAUCGUCGCGACAGUCGGAGUGACAAUGGCUUCGGAUGGCGCGUCGAAAUCAAUGAAUCUUGUUGGAUGGUUGAUAUCCUGGAGGUUCCUAAUGGGGAUUGGGAUUGGUGGGGACUAUCCUCUGAGCGCAGUAAUAACGUCUGAGUUCGCUCCUACUAAGUCUCGUGCUCGGAUGAUUGCCACUGUUUUCUUCAUGCAGCCGUGCGGAUAUCUAGUUGCCACCAUCCCCGAGUCUCCCAGAUAUACAAUGGAAGUUCUAAAUCGUCCAGACGAGGCACUAGAAGAUGUUAAUGGAAUGGGGUGGAAACGAGCAGUCCGUACUCCUCACCGUGCACUCGAUCUUGAGCUGCAAACUUCAGACUCAAGAAAUCUUGCCGGAAAUAUCCCCACUACGACCUUGGCGGGGGUCUCGAAGCAAACAACAAACCAAGAAGCCGCCAAUAAUAAGAAGAAUAAAACUUGUUCUAACGUCUCUGAAAUGGCCGAACACCAGAUUCUCGGCGGCCUUGGCGGAAAUGCGCGCAGUGGAUCAAUACCCAGUCCGAACGUUCCUCCCCCCAUCUCAGGAACAAGCUCUAUCACCACAAUUGAUGAGCCCGAUAGCCGACCUGCAGAGGGCGAUGACGAUUCAGAUAUUGGCGAGGAGAAACCAAGCGAGUGGGAAAGAUUCUACACUGGUUUUGUAGAACACUUCUUCACAAAUGGGCAUUGGCCCACUUUACUUGGCACGUCCCUUUCCUGGGCUUGCUUCGAUUUCGCCUACUAUGCCCUUGGGCCGAAUUCCUACAAAGUAAUCUCUAAAAUCUUCAACGAAAAAUCCCUGAAAUUCACGCGAGAAGCUGGGGGCCCUCCUCUCCCACUCCCAACUCGUAGCAUCUACACCGACCUCGUUGAAAACUCGUGGCACUCGCUAAUAAUCGUCUCCAUCGGCUCCAUGAUCGGCGGCCUGGGUAUGAUCAAGCUGACAAAACGCAUCUCCCCACGCACAAUACAGCUGUUCGGCUUCCUGGUCUUAACAGCCAUCCUGAUUGGCAUCGGCAUCAGUUUCGAAACAGUGAGCCGUCACGCGUCCGUCCCACUUAUCGCCUUCCUAUACGUCCUCAGCCAGAUAUUCUUCGAGAUUGGCCCAAAUUUCACCACCUUCAUGAUCCCCGCUGAGCUUUUCCCCUCCCGCUUCCGCUGCGCUGCACACGGCAUCUCCGCCGCAGCGGGCAAGAUUGCGUCUGUGGUCGUGCAGGCGUUCGUUGCAUACUCACCCAUUGGGCCGUACCGAUCUUCGGAUCCCGGUGCAGAAUGGCUGGGGUAUGUGAUUGUUAUAUUCGCGGCGUUUAUGUUACUUGGGGCUGCGGUUACAAAGUGGCUGAUUCCGGAGACGCGGGAGACGGACGGAUCAAAUAAGCCGUUGGAACAAUUGGAGGAUGUGGCGAAGGUAAAAAGGCCGAUUCGGUUUUCGUGUGUGUCCGCGAGGAAGGGUGUUGGUGUUCCGGCCGAUCAGUUGGGGGGGUAA
Messenger RNA from Histoplasma mississippiense, 2082 nucleotides. RefSeq lists its product with no specific name. The record is from RefSeq and is a predicted model, not a curated record. Bases 1 to 2082 code for a protein of 693 amino acids. The transcript is spliced from 7 exons. Gene Ontology annotation, biological process: transmembrane transport. Lineage: Eukaryota; Fungi; Ascomycota; Eurotiomycetes; Onygenales; Ajellomycetaceae. Gene Ontology annotation, molecular function: transmembrane transporter activity. Gene Ontology annotation, cellular component: membrane.